CUUGCCUUUGACAGGAAAAAGAACAUGAGUUCCUUUCUUAUCAGAAACGCCAUCCAGAGAAACACUCAGCCUUGUUUCUGCAGUCCAUUCGGUCAUGGCUUACAGCAAAUCUGACGGAUAAAGAGGGCGAGAAACCCUAGGUUUUGAAGGCAAAGGUGGUGAGAGAUGGGAAGAGGAAAGAUUACGAUGAGGAGAAUCGACGACUCCACGAGCAGGCAAGUCACAUUCUCGAAGAGAAGAAAAGGGCUGCUCAAGAAGGCGAGUGAGCUUUCCAUACUUUGCGAUGCCGAGGUGGGGGUCAUCAUCUUCUCUGGCAUCGGAAAGCUUUACGAUUUCGCGAGCUCUAGUAUGCAGUCAGUGCUAGAACGUUACGAGGAGUUAAGGGGGGAAGGCCACCAACUACUUAAUCCAGCUUCAGAAAUCAAGCAUUGCCAAAGAGAGGUCGCAAGCUUAAGACAACAGCUGCAGCACCUGCAAGAGCGCCACAGGCAGUUGAUGGGAGAACAACUCUCUGGCCUCAAUGUCAAAGAUCUGCAAAAUCUAGAAAACCGACUGGAGAUGAGCCUAAAGGGCAUCCGUGCCAAAAAGGAGCAAAUUUUCUCUGGCGAGAUAAAAGAGCUGAACCUAAAGGGAAACGUGAUGCAUCAGGAAAACAUGGAGCUGCAUAAGAAGAUAAGUCCCUUCCUUCAGGAAAAUAAUGCAUUGAGAAAGAAGGUUUAUACAGCAAGGGAUGUGAAUCAAGCUAAUCAAUAUCCUCAUGAACCAUCAACUACGACCAUAGUACUUGACUUGUUUGCACCUUCAAACCUCCAGCUAAGCCAGCCACAGCCUCAGAGUAAAGAAGCCCCUCUAGAAGCAACCAAUCUGGGAUUGCAACUGCAUUAGCACAAGUUCGGACCGUGGAUGGUUAUCAGCCGUAUUGUGUCGAAAGCUAGCAGUCAGUUAAAAAGCUCAAGCUUCUACAAGUGUUGAGUUCUCUUCAAACAACAAACUAGUAUACCCAGCAAUAAGACCUCAAGAUAUGGUAUGUCACGUCUAAAACUCAGAACCGUUGCACAAACACUUUAUCUAUGUAAAUGAAAACAUGUCAAUAAAUAACAAAGGCAAGACAACAUGCCCAAAGGUAUUCACCAUCA
Messenger RNA from Syzygium oleosum, 1136 nucleotides. Its product is annotated as MADS-box transcription factor 23-like. The record is from RefSeq and is a predicted model, not a curated record. Gene Ontology annotation, cellular component: nucleus. Gene Ontology annotation, molecular function: protein dimerization activity; DNA-binding transcription factor activity, RNA polymerase II-specific; RNA polymerase II cis-regulatory region sequence-specific DNA binding. NCBI's taxonomy places the organism in Eukaryota, Viridiplantae, Streptophyta, Magnoliopsida, Myrtales, Myrtaceae. The transcript is spliced from 9 exons. Bases 166 to 885 code for a protein of 239 amino acids. Gene Ontology annotation, biological process: positive regulation of transcription by RNA polymerase II.